CGGUCGCUCCAACUCAGAGCCGGGGAGCUUGGGACUAGCGCUGGAGAUAAAGCAGGGACCACCAGGAGACAGCGGAGCACGCAACUACAGAACUGCACAGGGUCUGCACAACAUCCCACGGAAAUAUACCUGCUAUUUAUGGCAUGUGGCUGGUAACUUUUUUUCUGCUGUACUCUUUACAAAAAGCACGCAGUGAGGAUGUUGGGCCCAGCCUGUACUUUGUGAAUGACUCCGUACAGCAGCUGACGUUUUCCAGCGCGGUGGGGGCGGUGAUUCCCUGCCCCGCUUCGGGCUCCCCCAGUGCUGGGCUGCGCUGGUACCUGGCCACGGGAGAUGACAUCUACGAUGUGCCACACAUCCGCCACGUGCACGCCAACGGCACGCUGCAGCUCUACCCCUUCCCCCCCUCUGCCUUCAACAGCUUCAUCCACGACAACGACUACUUCUGCACUGCAGACAACUCCGCUGGCAAGAUCAGGAGCACCAGCAUUAGAGUGAAAGCAGUUUUCAGGGAACCCUACACAGUUCGUGUGGAGGAUCAGCGGUCCAUGCGUGGAAACGUGGCUGUCUUUAAGUGCCUCAUCCCUUCUGCAGUGCAGGAAUAUGUAAACGUGGUGUCCUGGGAGAAAGACACCGUCUCCAUCGUCCCAGGCAGUAGGUUUUUUAUUACUUCGUACGGAGCUCUGUACAUAUCAGAAGUGCAGAAGGAGGAUGCACUGUCCACAUACCGCUGCAUCACCAAGCACAAGUACAGCGGAGAGACACGGCAGAGCAAUGGAGCACGCCUCUCAGUGCUGGACCCCACAGAAUCCACCCCUGCUAUCCUGGACAGUUUCCAGUCUCGUGAGAUGGGAGCGGGGCACAGCGUGGAGUUGGCCUGCAUUGCCUCGGGUUACCCCAACCCUGCAAUCCGCUGGCUGAAGGAUGGGCGCCCCCUGCCUGCCGACAGCCGGCGCACCAAGAGACUGACCGGGCUGACCAUCAGCGACCUGCGGCUGGAGGACAGCGGACACUACAUCUGUGAGGUCACCAACACCUUCGGGUCAGCGGAGGUCACAGGGCACCUCAAUGUGAUCGACCCUUUGCGGGUGACCCUGACCCCUAAGAAGUUGAAGACAGGGAUUGGCAGCACAGUGAUCCUGUCGUGCGCUGUGCAGGGGUCCCCCGAGUUCACAAUCCGCUGGUACCGCAACACGGAGCUGGUGAGCCCCGACGACUACAUCUCCAUCCGAGGCAUCAACAACGAGACCCUGCUCAUCACCGCCGCACAGAAGAGUCACUCGGGCGCUUACCAGUGCUUCGCUACCCGCAAGAGCCAGACUGCACAGGACUUCUCUGUGAUACUGCUGGAGGACGGGACCCCACGCAUCGUCUCCUCGUUCAGCGAGCGUGUGGUGAACCCCGGGGAGCAGUUCUCCUUGAUGUGCUCGGCGAAGGCGGCUCCUCCUCCCUCCCUGAGCUGGACCCUGGACGACGAGCCCAUCGCCCGCGACGGUACCCAUCGAACGAACCAGUACGCCAUGUCGGACGGCAGCACGGUGAGCCACAUGAACGUGACGAGCCCGCAGAUCCGCGACGGGGGGGUGUACCGCUGCACCGCACGCAACUCCGCCGGUAGCGCCGAGUACCAAGCGCGAAUAAACGUAAGAGGACCCCCCAGUAUCCGAGCCAUGCGAAACAUCACAGCGGUGGCUGGGCGGGACACUUUCAUUAACUGCCGUGUGAUUGGCUACCCCUACUACUCCAUCAAGUGGUACAAGGACUCCCUGCUGCUGCCGGACAAUCACCGUCAGUUUGUGUACGAGAACGGGACCCUGAAGCUGAUGGACGUGCAGAAGGGGAUGGACGAGGGGGAGUACAUGUGCAGCGUGCUGAUCCAGCCCCAGCUGUCCAUCAGCCAGAGCGUGCACGUCACUGUCAAAGACACAGGAGCAGCCCCACUCUCUGUCUAUCACUCUCUCAACAGAAUUCUGUCUAUCACUCUCUCACACUGCUCUCCAUCAGCCAGAGCCCAGAGCGUGCACAUCACUGUCAAAGAUACAGGAGCAGCCCCACUCUCUGUCUAUCACUCUCUCACUGUCUAUCACUCUGAACUGGCACUGCUCCCCUCCAUCAGCCAGAGCGUGAGAGUCUCUGGGCUCAAAGGGGGAUACAGGGUGCACCCCCGCUCUGUGUCUCACGGUAAAAGAGUCGGACUCGGGCAUCGGGGUAGUGGGCAGAGACAGAUGUCCUGUGGGGCGAAGAGACCCAUGCGAAACAUCACAGCGGUGGCUGGGCGGGACACUUUCAUUAACUGCCGUGUGAUUGGCUACCCCUACUACUCCAUCAAGUGGUACAAGGACUCCCUGCUGCUGCCGGACAAUCACCGUCAGUUUGUGUACGAGAACGGGACCCUGAAGCUGAUGGACGUGCAGAAGGGGAUGGACGAGGGGGAGUACAUGUGCAGCGUGCUGAUCCAGCCCCAGCUGUCCAUCAGCCAGAGCGUGCACGUCACUGUCAAAGUGCCCCCCCUGAUCCAGCCCUUCGACUUCCCCCCCGCCUCGAUCGGGCAGCUGCUCUACAUCCCCUGCGUGGUCUCGUCCGGCGACAUGCCCAUCAGCAUCACCUGGCGCAAGGACGGCCAGGUCAUCGUCUCCGGGGCAGGGGUCACCAUCGAGACCAAAGAGUUCAUGAGCUCCCUGCAGAUCUCCAGCGUCUCCCUGAAACACAACGGAAACUACACCUGCAUAGCCAGCAACGACGCAGCCACCAUGAGCAGGGAGAGGCAGCUCAUUGUGAGAGUGCCACCUCGCUUUGUGGUUCAGCCCAAUAACCAGGAUGGGAUCUACAGCAAGGCCGGCGUGCUGAACUGUUCUGUGGAUGGAUACCCUCCGCCUAAGGUCAUGUGGAAACACGCCAAGGGCAGUGGAAACCCUCAGCAGUACCACCCCGUCCCGCUGACCAAUCGGAUUCAGAUCCUGGGGAAUGGUUCCCUGCUCAUCAGACAUGUGCUGGAGGAUGACAUGGGAUACUACCUGUGCCAGGCCAGCAAUGGAGUGGGAACCGACAUCAGCAAGAGCAUGUUCCUGACUGUCAAGAUCCCUGCCAUGAUCACCUCGCACCCCAACACCACGAUUGCUAUCAAGGGGCAAAGCAAGGAGCUGAACUGCACGGCGCGCGGAGAGAGACCCAUCAUCAUCCGCUGGGAGAAGGCUGACACCGUCAUCGACCCCGACCGGAACGCACGCUACGCCAUCGCCACCAAGGACAGCGGGGACGAGGUCAUCUCCACACUCAGGCUGAAGCCAGCGGACCGCGGUGACUCUGUGAUCUUCUCAUGUCACGCCAUCAACUCAUAUGGAGAGAACCGGGGUCUGAUACAGCUCACUGUGCAAGAGCCCCCCGACCCCCCCGAGCUGGAGGUGCGAGAGGUGAAGGCUCGGAGCAUGAACCUGCGCUGGACUCAGAGAUUCGACGGGAACAGCAUUAUCACAAGCUUCGACAUCGAGUACAAGAACAAGUCAGAAUCGUGGGAUUUCAAGCACGCCACAAGGAACAUUUCCCCCACGAUAAACCAGGCAAACAUUGUGGAGCUGCACCCUGCACAGAUCUACAGCAUCCGCAUGUACUCCUUCAACAAGAUCGGACGCAGUGAGGCCAGCAAGGACCUCACCAUCCGAACUGAGGAAGCAGCUCCCGAUGGCCCGCCAAUGGAGGUCAUCCUCCAGCCAAUGACAUCGCAGAGCAUCCGGGUCACAUGGAAGGCCCCCAGGAAGGAGCUGCAGAAUGGUGUGAUCCGCGGGUACCAGAUCGGGUACCGUGAGAACGGGCCGGGCAGUAACGGGCAGUACAGCAUCGUGGAGAUGAAGGCGACGGGCGACAGCGAGGUCUACACCCUCGACAACCUCAAGAAGUUCGCUCAGUACGGGGUGGUGGUGCAGGCCUUCAACCGGGCCGGAACCGGACCCUCCAGCAGCGAGAUCAAUGCCACCACGCUGGAGGACGUGCCCAGCCAGCCCCCGGAGAACGUGCGUGUGAUGUCCAUCACCUCGGACGUGGCGGUCCUGUCCUGGUCCGAGCCCCCCCGCAUCACUCUGAACGGCGUGCUCAAGGGCUACAGAGUCGUCUUCUGGUCCCUCUUCCCCGAUGGAGAGUGGGGAGAGAUGCAGAACAUCACGACGACCCGUGAGAGAGUGGAGCUCAAAGGGCUGGAGAAAUUCACCAACUACAGCGUGCAGGUGCUGGCGUACACGCAGGCCGGGGACGGAGUGAGGAGCAGCAUGCUCUACAUCCAGACCAAGGAGGACAUUCCAGGCCCCCCUGCUGGGAUCAAGGCAGUCCCCUCCUCUGCCAGCAGUGUUGUGGUGUCUUGGCUCCCCCCAACAAAGCCCAAUGGUAUCAUCCGCAAGUACACCAUCUUCUGCUCCAGCCCUGGCUCUGGGCAGCCAGCCCCCAGUGAGUACGAGACCAGUCCGGAGCUCCUGUUCUAUCGCAUCGCUCACCUGAACCGCGGGCAGCAGUACCUGCUCUGGGUCGCGGCCGUCACCUCGGCAGGAAGAGGAAACAUCAGCGAGAAGGUCACCGUGGAGCCUGCUGGGAAGGCCCCAGCGAAGAUCAUCUCUUUUGGGGGCACAGUCACCACCCCCUGGAUGAAGGAUGUGCGCCUGCCCUGCAGCUCUGUGGGAGAGCCCGCCCCCACCAUCAAGUGGACCAAGGACAGUGAGGACUCUGCUAUCCCGGUCAUGCUGGACGGGCAGCGCCUCAUCCUGGCCGAUGGAACCCUGGUGCUGCGCGCCGUCAAGGCCGAGGAUUCUGGGUACUACACCUGCACCGCUACGAACACGCUGGGCUUCGACACCAUCAUCAUCAAUCUGCAGGUGCAAGUGCCUCCGGACCAGCCUCGCCUGACAGUCUCCACCACCUCCACCUCCUCCAUCACACUGGCCUGGAUCCCGGGAGACAACGGGGGCAGCUCCAUCCGAGGCUUCGUCCUGCAGUACUCAGUUGAUAACAGCGAGGAGUGGAAGGACGUGUUCAUCAGCUCCACAGAGCGCUCCUUCAAACUGGACAACCUCAAGUGUGGCACCUGGUACAAAGUGAAGCUGGCCGCCAAAAACAGUGUGGGGGCCGGCAGGAUCAGCGAGAUUAUAGAAGCAAAGACCUUCGGGAGAGAGCCCUCCUUCAAUAAGGACCAACAUCUCUUCACUCACCUGAACUCGACGCACGCUCGGCUGCACCUGCAGGGCUGGAACAAUGGCGGCUGCCCCAUCAACGCUAUCCUGCUGGAGUUCAGACCCAAGGGCACCUGGGCAUGGCAUACGCUGCGCACCAACACCUCCGCCGACCUGUUCCUGGCAGAGCUGCGCGAGGCCACCUGGUAUGAGCUGCGCAUGAAGGCCUGCAACAGCGCUGGCUGCGGUAACGAGAGCGUGCCAUUCGCAACACUGGACUACGACGGGAGCACUAUCCCCCCUAUCAAGUCUGCCCGUGACGAGGGGGAUGAUGUGAAGAAGCUGUUCACCAUCGCCUGUCCAGUCAUACUGGUGACACUGGGAGCGGCCCUUCUCUUCAUCAUCCGCAAGAAACGCAAAGAGAAGAGGCUCAAGAGGCUACGAGAUGCUAAAAGCCUGGCAGAGAUGCUGAUCAGGUAAGAGAGCCCUGAUUUGCAGGUAGUGUUUCACGAGGCACUUCACUCCAG
Polyodon spathula (Mississippi paddlefish) is the source of this 5677-nucleotide messenger RNA. Its product is annotated as Down syndrome cell adhesion molecule-like protein 1 homolog. The record is from RefSeq and is a predicted model, not a curated record. Gene Ontology annotation, cellular component: axon; plasma membrane. Gene Ontology annotation, molecular function: cell-cell adhesion mediator activity. The transcript is spliced from 30 exons. Lineage: Eukaryota; Metazoa; Chordata; Actinopteri; Acipenseriformes; Polyodontidae. The coding region runs from base 144 to 5630 and encodes 1828 amino acids. Gene Ontology annotation, biological process: homophilic cell-cell adhesion; axon guidance; dendrite self-avoidance.